AUGAAGCUCUCUAUUGGUGGAAUGUAUACCAAUCCGUCUACCGUACCUAUGGAUAUUGUCUCUGAAAUUCUCUGUCGACUACCCGUUAAAUGUGUCUUACGUUGUAGGUGUGUAUCAAAAUGUUGGUUGACUCUUAUUGAUAGUCCUGAGUUUUCUAAAUUGCAUGUCAAUUAUUCACUGAAACUGAAAACAACCAAUUCUAACCUUUUCUUGAUCUUGAGAAAGGUUGAUUAUAAUGGACAUGGAAAGCAUUGCUUUUACUCUCUACACUUUGAUACUCUCAAUUCCCGAGUUGUUACUCCUAAAGAAUUGACCAACCCUUUGAUGUCUUAUGAAUUUAAUACCAAGAUACUUGGUUCUUGCAAUGGUUUGUUGUUGAUAUCAAAUACUGUGCAUGAUAUUGCUUUAUGGAACCCGUCUACUGGAAAGCACAAGAAGUUACCCUUUCUUGGUAUUGGUGAAAAUCAUGUUCAUGUUAGUUUUGGUUUUGGAUAUGAUGUUGUCAAUAAUGAUUGUAAGGUUGUUAGAAUUGUGCAGUUUUCGGGUUCUGAAAAAGGUUCUUUUCACUCUGAUGUUAAGGUUUACAGUUUGAAAUCAAGUUGUUGGAGAGGGGUUGAUGAACAACUUCCUUAUUUCCUCCAAUAUGUAGAUCAACCAGGUACUUAUCUAAAUGGUUCAUUGCAUUGGUUUGCUAGUGCUAAGAUGGAGAUACCCGAAAAUAAUUUAGAACUACUGAUUGUUGCUUUUGAUCUUGGAACUGAAAAGUGGCGACUUGUUCCCCCUCCCCGUUAUAUGAGUUUCAAUGUGAAUUUGGUCUUAUUGGGAGGUUCUCUUUGCGUAUAUAAAACCUACUUGGUAGAUUCUUAUGAUGAUUGGGGAAAUGUGGAUCUUGUUGUGGACCAUGUGGACAUAUGGGAAAUGAAGGAAUAUGGAGUUAAGGACUCAUGGACUAUGGUUGCAUCACUUGAACAACCAGAUAAGCAAAUUGGAUGUACUGUGGUCCCACUUGCAUAUUCGAAGAAUGGAGAGGAAAUUCUUGUGGAACUAGAUAAUAGGCGAUUCGUGUGGACUAGUAUUGCGGGGGACUCUAUAAAGAUCGUUGAUAUUGAAAUUGGGGCUUUACGGGGCUUUCUACAUUUCAAUAGUUAUGUUUAUUUGGGAAGCCUCGCUCACCUCAGUUCCAAUGAUGACACAAGUGAUCGGUAUAAUCAAGAUAAAGGAGGAAAGAAGAAAGCCCUAAAGAAGAGAGGAGAUGAUUUCCUUUCAAAGGGGUUCAAGUUGAAGCUUUGAGCAAUGAAUGAGCUGAAGAUUUGGAGGGUCAAGGAUGCGUUUUUGAUGCUUAAACACUGAAGCAGGACAAUUAAGAAGAGCAUAUUUCGUAUUUUUGACUUUAAGCUCCAAUAUCCCUCCUACUCUUCUUUUGAUAUAAACAGUAGAUACUUAUGUUUUGAUAUCAGUUUUUAGUCGAUUAAGCUGAUGACUGACUUGUAUGGAAUUUACAGAUAUGCUUUUCCAUUUUGAUGUGCCUAUAUGGAUUUGUUAGUUUUUCAUGCUUUUGUAAUUGUAAGGCUGCAUGAUGGAUUUAGUGAAUGGUUCACUUUAGUUGCUGAUCGAUUCUUUUCCUGCGCUUAAUUAUUGUGGGGAGAUUGAAAUUGUUGACAAUGCUCUUACCACAUAUUAUUCAUAGGGUUAAGUUAAUUAAAUAAGGCAAUUCUUAAGUAUGUUUGCCUUGAGCCAAG
Molecule: messenger RNA, 1739 nt
Organism: Lycium barbarum (goji berry)
Lineage: Eukaryota; Viridiplantae; Streptophyta; Magnoliopsida; Solanales; Solanaceae
Product: F-box protein CPR1-like
Exons: 5
Coding region: 1-1290 (429 amino acids)
Molecular function (GO): protein binding
Source: RefSeq, a predicted model, not a curated record